Messenger RNA from Lacerta agilis (Sand lizard), 1784 nucleotides. RefSeq names its product dexamethasone-induced Ras-related protein 1. The transcript is spliced from 2 exons. The record is from RefSeq and is a predicted model, not a curated record. The coding region runs from base 103 to 939 and encodes 278 amino acids. Gene Ontology annotation, molecular function: GTPase activity; GTP binding. Lineage: Eukaryota; Metazoa; Chordata; Lepidosauria; Squamata; Lacertidae.
GCCUCUCCUUGCGCUCCUUGCUGGACUGGGAAGCCGCUGCCAGCCUGCCGUCUCUGCCGCCUCUCGCCUCUCUCCGCCGCGGCUCCUGCUCCUCGCCUCCCGAUGCGCCUGGCCGAGAUGAUCAAGAAAAUGGGUCCCAGCGAUUCGGAGCUCAAUAUCCCGGCCAAGAACUGCUACCGGAUGGUCAUCCUGGGCUCGUCCAAAGUGGGCAAGACGGCCAUAGUCUCUCGCUUCCUCACCGGCCGCUUCGAGGACCAAUACACGCCCACCAUCGAGGACUUCCACCGCAAGUUCUACAGCAUCCGCGGGGAAGUUUACCAGCUCGACAUCCUCGACACGUCGGGGAACCACCCGUUCCCGGCCAUGAGACGCCUCUCCAUCCUCACAGGAGACGUCUUUAUUCUGGUGUUCAGUCUGGACAACCGAGACUCCUUUGAGGAGGUGCAGCGCCUGAAACAGCAGAUCUUGGAGACCAAGUCCUGCCUGAAGAACAAAACCAAGGAGAACAUCGAUGUUCCCCUGGUCAUCUGCGGGAACAAAGGCGACCGCGACUUCUACCGCGAGGUUGGCCCCCGAGAGAUCGAGCAGUUGGUUGGGCAGGACCCCAAAAAGUGCGCCUACUUCGAGAUCUCUGCCAAGAAGAACAGCAGCUUGGACCAGAUGUUCCAGGCUCUCUUCACCAUGGCCAAGCUGCCCAGCGAAAUGAGCCCGGACCUUCACCGGAAAGUGUCCAUUCAGUACUGUGACCUCUUGCACAAGAAAACUCUCAAAAGCAAAAAGUUCUUGAAGGAAGGCUCAGGAGAAAGUGCCGGAGAGGCCUAUGGCAUCGUGGCUCCCUUUGCCCGCCGGCCAAGCGUACACAGCGACCUCAUGUACAUUCGCGAGAAGACCAUCCGGGGAGGGCAGUCGAAGGACAAAGAGCGCUGUGUGAUCAGCUAAGCCUCCCUUGCCUUAAAGACCUUCCCAGCGGAGACGGGAAGCCUCUUGUUUACUACCAAAAACUCUUGCCAGCCCGUAGGGCGGCAGAAGCAGCAGCAGCAGCCUGCGCCUUCUCUGCCAAGGGCGACACAGCUGCCAUGCCAAAGGCCUCGAUGCCUCCAUGCUCUUUGCAGGGGACUCUAUUUUUCCAACGGCUCCCCGCGAUUUCGUUUUUUUAGAUUUUGGAGGUGAGCCGCCUCGGGAUUUGCCAGCGGGAGUUCCCUGGCCGACAGAUGGACUUAAGAACUUGAAAGUGGAGAAGAGAGAGACAUUUGCAAGAAAGGGAAAGAAAGAAAAACUUUGUGGGAAGGAAAGAUGGUUCCCUUCCUGUCUCUCUGCAUUGUAUUUUGUCUUUAAAGUACUUAAGGGGGGGGUUCGAGGGGGGAGGGGGGAAAACAGCCAUUAUUGAACUGUGAAGAUAACUCUCAAGGCUGUGUCUCUUCGUGAUGUUUUCUGUGGAGCAACUCCAGAAGAAUUUAACAAUUGUUGCUGCUAAAAAAUAACUUGCCAAGACUCUCCAUUGCGCCCCUCUGUCCCAAUGUUUGGGACUAUAUGAGGGUUUUGUUUUGGGGAGGGGGGGAGUUGGCUAUUGAAAAAACCGCUCCUUGUUUACAUUGGCCUUUCUCUGUCUUGAUUUUUUUCUCUCUCAGAACGAGAAAAUUGCAUUCAAGCAAACAGGCACUUUAUAUGUCGAGCUCUUUCUGGUCCGUGGACUUGAACAAAAUCGCAGCUCAGUGUUUUCUUGCGACGAGCUUUGUUAAUAUUUUUUUUUCUACAAAAAUAAAACUUUUGAAAAUAACGAGAAA